AUGUCUGUUGACAAGGCUCUUAUUGGCGAGUAUUGUUGUAUGAUGCCUCUUGAGGGGAAACCUACCGAUGUACUGAGCACCCUUCCGGAGAAUAUAAUUGAUGAUAUUCUUGUGCGACCAAUUACAAAGUGUACCCUCGACAUUUCUAUUUCGAGAGGUUGUUCUAAGAUUGAUGACUUGAUAUCUUUCCUCUCUCGAAAUGGUGUUCAACAUCUUGUUCUUAGACUUUCAUGGCGUAUUGAACCAUAUUACAAAUUGCCUUCUUCAUUUUUCACAUGUUCUCAGUUGAGGCAUCUGACUCUUGAAAAUUGCUUAAUAGAGCUUCUUCCACCAGCUUUCAAAGGAUUUGAUAGGUUAAUUAGACUGGAACUAUGUUAUGUUGCAAUUUCUACCGAGUUGCUUGGAAGUUUAAUCUCUCGUUGCUUGUUGCUUGAGAAUUUGGUGCUGGAGAAUAUCAGAGUUUCUACUAACAACAUCAUUGAAAUUAAUGCCCCUAGGCUGAGAUCAUUUGACUAUGAAGGCAAUACAAGACCUCUCUUUUUUAAGGAUAUCCCUCGUCUUGCUAAACUUUCAUUUAGUUACUGCCAAUAUUUUGCUAGGGCAGGAAAAAUUAAUAUUGCCAAGUUUUUUGAACCUUUUUCUGCUCUUGAGCAUCUCCACUUGGACAUCGCUAGUAUUCAGCUAAAUGUCCUUCAUCACUUCAUUUAG
Molecule: messenger RNA, 708 nt
Organism: Nicotiana attenuata
Lineage: Eukaryota; Viridiplantae; Streptophyta; Magnoliopsida; Solanales; Solanaceae
Exons: 3
Coding region: 1-708 (235 amino acids)
Source: RefSeq, a predicted model, not a curated record